Sclerotinia borealis F-4128 is the source of this 5046-nucleotide messenger RNA. The record is from the annotation of a GenBank genome assembly. Lineage: Eukaryota; Fungi; Ascomycota; Leotiomycetes; Helotiales; Sclerotiniaceae.
AUGGCUCCACUCCCAAUCAAGUUUACGGAGCUUCUCCAGUUGACAAGUGUCGGAGUUGAGGCACAAUCGAUAGGUUUUAAUUCAUGUACACUGGAGUCAGAUUCUUUCAUCUGCGUACGAGAAAAGAAGAAUGAAGCCUCACAGCCAGAAGUCGUCAUCGUCGAUUUAAAAGGAAACAAUGCUGUCACUCGGAGACCUAUUAAGGCGGAUAGUGCCAUUAUGCACUGGUCGAAGCAGGUUAUCGCAUUAAAGGCACAAUCGAGGACCUUACAAAUAUUUGACCUGGGCGCCAAGGCAAAGUUAAAGUCUGCUACCAUGAAUGAAGAUGUUGUCUUCUGGAAAUGGUUCAGUGAGACAAGCUUGGGAUUGGUUACCGACACAACAGUUUACCACUGGGAUGUUUUUGACCCAACCCAAGCAGCUCCGGUAGAGGUCUUUAAGAGGAACCCAAACCUUUCUGGAUGUCAAAUCAUCAAUUAUCGUGUCAGCGGUGAUGGAAAGUGGAUGGUGGUCGUGGGUAUUACACAACAACAAGGACGAGUGGUUGGAGCGAUGCAACUUUAUUCGAAAGACAGAGGCAUCAGUCAGGCUAUCGAGGGUCAUGCUGCAGCAUUCGGUACACUACGAUUAGAGUCAGCUCCAGCAGACACGAAGGUGUUCACGUUUUCGGUUCGAACUGCUACUGGCGCAAAGCUACACAUAGUCGAGGUCGACCAUCAAGCUUCGAACCCAACGUUUUCGAAGAAGGCAGUCGAUGUGUAUUUCCCUGCCGAAGCAGUAAACGAUUUCCCAGUCGCCAUGCAAGUUUCACAAAAAUACAGCAUUAUUUAUUUGGUCACCAAAUACGGCUUUAUCCACCUCUACGACCUUGAGACUGGUACAUGUAUCUUCAUGAACCGUAUUUCGAGCGAGACUAUUUUUAUUACAGCUGGCGACUCGGAAUCUGCGGGACUUGUUGGUGUCAACCGAAGAGGACAAGUGCUGUCCGUAUCUGUUGAUGAAACAACAAUCAUUCCAUACCUCCUCCAAAACCCUGCAAAUUCCGGAUUGGCGGUCAAGCUUGCUUCAAGAGCUGGCCUACCCGGUGCGGACAACCUCUAUGCCAACCAAUUUGAGCAGCUUCUGGCUGCUGGCAACUACUCUGAGGCCUCGAAGAUUGCGGCAAACUCUCCCCGCGGUUUCUUGCGAACUCCACAAACCAUCGAACGUCUAAAGAGCUUACCGCCUGUACCAGGUCAACUAUCGGUUAUCUUGCAAUAUUUCGGCAUGCUGCUUGAUAAGGGAUCAUUGAAUAAACAUGAGACCUUGGAGCUUGUUCGACCUGUUUUGGCCCAGAACCGAAAGCAUCUCCUUGAGAAGUGGAUGAAGGAAAAUAAGCUCGAUUGCUCUGAGGAAUUAGGUGACAUUGUCCGCGUACAAGAUACUCAACUUGCACUUGCCAUCUACCUUAAGGCAAAUGUUCCUCAUAAAGUUGUUGCUGCUUUUGCAGAGAGCGGUCAAUUCGAGAAGAUCUUGCCUUACGCUCAACAAGCAGGAUACCAACCAGACUAUGUCCAGUUGCUCCGUAACAUUAUUUCCAUUAACCCUGAAAAGGGAGCUGAGUUCGCCACUCAGUUGGCAAAUACCGAAGGUGGCUCUCUUGUCGAUAUUGAGCGUGUCGUCGACGUAUUUCAGUCACAAGGAAUGGUUCAACCUGCCACCGCGUUCUUGCUCGAUGCAUUAAAGGAGAACAAGCCUGAGCAGGGACACUUGCAGACUCGUCUUCUUGAAAUGAAUCUUAUGAAUGCCCCUCAAGUCGCUGACGCCAUUCUUGGCAAUGAUAUGUUCGCUCACUACGACAAGCCUAGAAUCGCACAGUUGUGUGAACAGGCUGGCCUUGCUCAAAGAGCUUUGGAGCACUACGAAGAUCCUGAGGCUAUUAAACGCGUUAUUGUCAAUAUUGUAGCGUCCCCAUCUUUCAAUCAAGAGUGGCUCACCGGUUACUUUGGUCGCUUAUCCCUCGAGCAAUCAUUAGAUUGUCUGGAUGCUAUGCUAAAGGUGAACAUUCGUCAAAACCUUGCAGCUGUAGUUCAAAUCGCCGUCAAAUACUCGGAUUUACUUGGUCCUAUCAGAUUGAUCGAUCUUUUCGAGAAGUAUAAGACUGCUGAAGGUCUCUUCCACUACCUUGGUAGCAUUGUCAAUUUGAGUGAAGACCAAGAUGUCAACUUCAAGUAUAUUGAAGCUGCAACAAAGAUGAGUCAAUUUAAUGAAGUAGAGCGCAUUUGCCGAGAUAGCAAUUUUUACAAUGCCGAGAAGGUAAAAAAUUUCUUGAAGGAGGCCAAAUUGACUGAGCAAUUGCCACUCAUCAUUGUAUGCGACCGAUUCAAUUUCAUCCACGAGUUGGUACUUUACCUUUACCAAAAUCAACAAUUUCAGUCCAUCGAGGUCUAUGUUCAGCGUGUUAACCCAUCUCGAACACCCGCUGUCAUCGGUGGUUUGCUUGAUGUUGAUUGUGACGAGGCAAUCAUCAAGAAUCUCUUGAGCACUGUCAACCAUGCUUCCAUCCCCAUCGAUGAACUUGUUCAGGAGGUAGAAACACGAAAUCGUCUUAAGCUUUUGUUACCAUUUCUCGAGGCAACCUUGGCUGCAGGCAAUCAACAACAGGCAAUCGUAAACGCUCUUGCUAAGAUAUACAUUGACAGUAACAAUGACCCGGAGAACUUCCUCAAGGUCAAUGAUAUGUAUGACACUCUUCAAAUUGGAAUGUACUGUCAAAAGCGCGACCCAAAUCUAGCCUAUAUCUGUUACAGAAAGGGCAAAAACGAUCUCGAGCUUGUCAAUGUCACCAAUGAGAACUCCAUGUACAAGGCUCAAGCACGUUACCUUUUGGAAAGAGCUGAUCGAGAGCUUUGGACUUUCGUUCUCAGCGAGAACAACAUACAUCGUCGAUCUGUCAUUGAUCAAGUCAUCUCUACAGCUGUUCCCGAGUCAACCGAGCCCGAAAAGGUCUCUGUUGCGGUUGCUGCUUUCCUUGGUGCUGAUCUUCCUGGCGAAUUGAUUGAAUUGCUUGAAAAAAUCGUUCUUGAGCCUUCACCAUUCAGCGACAAUGAGAGCUUGCAAAACCUCCUCAUUCUCACUGCCACUAAAGCUGACAAGGGUCGAGUCAUGGACUACAUUCAUAAACUCGAAGCAUAUAAUUCUCCAGACGUAGCUAACAUUUGUAUUGAAGUUGGAUUAUACGAGGAGGCAUUUGAGGUUUACAAGAAGAUCAACGACCACACCAGUGCUGCUAACGUCCUUGUUGAGCAUAUUGUCAGCAUAGAUCGUGCACAAGAUUAUGCUGAGCGCGUCGAGCUACCUGAAGUAUGGAGCAGAGUUGCCAAGGCUCAAUUGGAUGGUCUACGCGUAAGCGACGGUAUCGCCUCUUAUAUUCGCGCAGACGAUCCAAGCAAUUACCUCGAGGUCGUUGAAAUUGCUACCCACGCUGGCAAGGACGAAGACCUUAUCAAAUACCUUCGUAUGGCCCGGAAGACUCUUCGCGAGCCUGCCAUUGAUACUGGACUUGCUUUUGCAUACGCUCGUACCGAUCAACUCGGUGAACUUGAGGACUUCCUCCGAGGGACAAAUGUUGCUGAUAUCGAAGAGUCAGGUGACAAGGCAUACGCCGAAGGUUUCCACCAAGCUGCAAAAAUCUUCUUCACCAGUAUCUCAAACUGGGCUAAGCUUGCUACCACUCUUGUUCACCUCGAGGAGUACCAAUCUGCUGUCGAGUGCGCACGAAAGGCCAAUAACAUCAAGGUCUGGAAGCAAGUCAAUGCUGCUUGUGUGGAAAAGAAGGAAUUCCGUCUUGCUCAAAUUUGUGGUCUGAAUUUGAUUAUUGAUGCUGAGGAGUUGCAAAGUUUGGUCAAGCAAUACGAGCGCAAUGGUUACUUCGAUGAACUUAUUGCAGUACUCGAGCAAGGUCUAGGUCUUGAGAGGAGUCAUAUGGGAAUUUUUACCGAGUUGGGCAUUGCCCUUUCCAAGUACCACCCAGAUCGCACAAUGGAGCACUUGAAGCUCUUCUGGAGCAGAAUCAACAUCCCAAAGAUGAUUCGUGCUUGCGAGGAAGCCCACCUUUGGCCAGAGCUGAUAUUCUUGUACUGUCAUUACGAUGAGUGGGACAAUGCCGCUCUCGCAAUGAUGGAGAGAGCUGCCGACGCAUGGGAGCAUCACUCUUUCAAAGACAUCAUUGUCAAAGUAGCAAAUUUGGAGAUCUACUACCGCGCUCUAAAUUUCUAUCUUCAAGAGCAACCAUCUCUCAUAACAGAUCUUCUUCAGGCACUUUCACCAAGAAUUGACGUCAACCGUGUUGUCAAGAUGUUCGAGAAAUCGGACAACAUUCCUCUCAUUAAGCCUUUCCUUCUCAAUGUUCAAACUCAGAACAAGAAGAUUGUCAACGUUGCCAUUAAUGAUCUGUUGAUCGAAGAGGAAGACUACAAGACUCUUCGUGAUUCAGUCGAGAAUUAUGAUAACUAUGAUGCCGUCGAGCUUGCUCAGAGAUUGGAGCGUCACGAUUUGGUAUUUUUCCGCCAAAUCGCUGCCAACAUCUACCGCAAGAACAAGCGCUGGGAGAAGUCGAUCGCUCUUUCGAAGCAAGACAAGCUGUUUAAAGAUGCAAUCGAGACUGCUGCUAUUUCUAGCAAGGCAGAUGUUGUCGAGGAGUUACUUAGAUAUUUUGUCGACAUCGGUAGUCGCGAGUGUUAUGUUGGCAUGCUCUAUGCUUGCUAUGACCUUAUCCCUAUUCAUGUUGUCAUGGAAAUCUCGUGGCGUCACGGUCUUACAGACUUUACUAUGCCAUUCAUGAUCAACUACCUCGCCCAACAAAGCUCUACGAUUGCUGAGCUGAAGAAGGAUAACGAGGAGAGAAAGGUGAGAGAAAAGUCACAGGUUCAAGAAGAGGACAAUACUCCCAUUCUCGGGGGCAAUCGUCUUAUGAUUACCUCUGGACCAACCGGACGUGCAUCUCCAGCCCAGUUUGGCCACACCAACGGAUUUGCACCACAACCGACAGGUUAUGGAGGAUUUUAA